Molecule: messenger RNA, 2600 nt
Organism: Phyllostomus discolor (pale spear-nosed bat)
Lineage: Eukaryota; Metazoa; Chordata; Mammalia; Chiroptera; Phyllostomidae
Product: olfactory receptor 13J1-like
Exons: 1
Coding region: 776-1714 (312 amino acids)
Biological process (GO): G protein-coupled receptor signaling pathway
Cellular component (GO): membrane
Molecular function (GO): olfactory receptor activity; G protein-coupled receptor activity
Source: RefSeq, a predicted model, not a curated record
AGCCCCUCCAAUGUGAGGCACGAGGUGUGCUUGAUGCAUGGAGACCAGAGCUAACCUGAAGAGACGAGUCAGACUUCUGCAGGCUGAGGGAUAAAGACGAGGGGCAUUCCCACAGUGGGAAGAGUGCAAAGCAAUGGCCCAGAGGCAUCCUUAAAUCGGGAGGACCCUCAGAGAACAGCCAGCCCAUUGGUUCUCAAAGUGUGGUACCUCGUGCAGCUGCAGCAGCAUCACCCACACCGACUAAGUCAGAAACUCUGGGGACAGAGCCCAGCAGUGCGGUUUAACAAACUGUCCAGAUCAUUCUGGCGCAUGUGAGGGUCUCUGAUCCACUCCACCGGAUAUUUAUCUAAAGUCGGUUAAUGGGUGCUCUGUAAAAAGAAGAUUCAGGGUCGAAUAAGUUUGGGGAUUACAUGUCCUCCACUGCUUUGAGGGAGUCACAGACCACACUGGCAUGUUAAAGGCUCUGAGAAGGCCUGCAGGAAAGCGCUUUGUUUGCUUUUGAUUAAUCCACUGCUGCCUCAAUUUGAUUUAUCAGUGCUUACUAACAUGUCCAUUAACACUCUCUUAGGGAAACGCCAAUUUAAAUAAUUUCUCACAUUGAUAAAUUGCAACCUCGAGGUGGUAUAGGGAUUGCCCAAAGUCAUAGGGAGACAGUGUGUCAGGGCUGGAAAAGACCCCAGCAGCAUGCCUCCUCCCAAAAGAGGCUCUGCAGGCUCCUCACCAGCCGCAUCCUCUUUUCCCCUGUCCCAGCUGUGUGUCUCCAGAACCCCGAAAUAUGGAGCUGGUCAACAGGACAGAGGCCUCUGAGUUCGUUCUGAAAGGAUUUUCUGGCUACCCAGCCAUAGAGCGCCUGCUCUUCCCUCUGUGUUUGGCCAUGUACCUGGUGACUCUGCUGGGCAACGCAGCCAUCAUAGCAGUGAGCGUGCUGGACGUCCGCCUGCACACGCCGAUGUACUUCUUCCUGGGCAACCUCUCCCUCCUGGACAUCUGCUACACGUCCACCUUUGUGCCCUUGAUGCUGGUCCACCUCCUGUCAGCCUGGAAAACCAUCUCCUUUAUUGGCUGUGCCAUCCAGAUGUGUCUGAGCCUGGCCACAGGCUCCACAGAGUGUCUGUUGCUCGCCAUCAUGGCCUACGACCGCUACCUGGCUAUUUGCCGGCCACUCAGGUACCCGGUGCUCAUGAGCCGCCGGCUCUGCUUGUUGCUGGCAGGAGCCGCCUGGGCCCUCUGUCUCUUCAAGUCAGUGUCUGAGACCGUCAUCGCCAUGAGGCUGCCCUUCUGUGGCCAGCACAUGGUCAGUCACUUCACCUGCGAGAUCCUGGCAGUGCUGAAGCUGGCGUGCGGCGACACAUCCAUCAGCGAGGACUUCCUGCUGGUGGGCUCCAUCCUGCUGCUGCCUGUGCCCCUGACAUUCAUCUGCCUGUCGUACACACUCAUCCUGGCCACCAUCCUGAGGGUGCCCUCGGCUGCCGGGCGCCGCAAGGCCUUCUCCACCUGCUCAGCACACCUGGCUGUGGUGCUGCUUUUCUAUGGCACUGUCAUCUUCACGUACAUGAAACCCAAGAGCAAGGAGGCUCGAGUCUCUGAUGAGGUCUUCACGGUCCUCUACGCCGUGGUCACACCCAUGCUGAACCCUGUCAUCUACAGCCUGAGGAACAAGGAGGUGAAGGAGGCCGCCAGGAAGGUGUGGGGCAGGAGAAGGACCUCCAAGUGAGGGAGGGCUCGGCAGGUUGCAUGCUGGGUGGGGGCUGCUCUUUGGGAAGAACCAAGAAGAGCACAGAGUCCCACAGCCUUUCCACUCCCUGCGCCCCUCAGGGCUCAGUGGCACCAUCUGGAUAACGGGAGAGCUGGUCUUGGCCUCCAAGCAGGGGAGCACAGCCCUCACUUGAGUCCUCAGUUCUCCUCCGUCCCUCUUUCUGCUUCUGUUGGUCAGAAAAGAGGCACAGGGAGGAGAGGCACCCCGUGGCCCGCACUCAACCCUCUCAGCCAAGCCAGAGAGAAGGCUGCUGGUCAUGACCUUCUGCUGGAACUCUGAUGCCACCGCAGGAGUUUGGACUCAUCCUGUGGGGAUUUGAAUCACAUUUACUAUUAGAAAGGCCACUGACUGUAUGCCAUUCUUCAACCAUAAAAUGGGCAAAGAAUUCUUUAAAUGUCUAUUGUUAACGAUGGUGCUUUGAAGUGGGCAAUGCCAUAUACUUUCUGCUGGUGGGAAGAGGAAUAAAUUAAUAUGAACCUUCUGCAAAGUAAGUUGGAAUAUGAAUCAAGAGACUUAAAAACUUCCAGAACCUUUGACCCAUCAUCGCCUUUACUUCUAGGAAUAAGUCUAAGAAGAUAAUUAGAGGCACAAAGAUUUAUGUGCAAGGAUAUUAAUCAUGGAAUUAUUUAUAGCAACAAAAUUGUAAGAAUCUCAAUGUCCAACCACAGAAGAAUAUUUAAAUAAAUCCUGGUGGAGUCCAAUAAUAAAAUGUCAUGAAGCCAUUAAAAAUCUUAUUUUUGAAGGAUAUUUGAUGAUAGGAAAUGUUCACAAUGUUAAUGCCAAGAGGGUGCUAUUCUAUGAGCAGUGUGUAAAUAAGUGCACAUGUGGUAUUUGUCUUUCUCUG